AUGUACGCCCAAGCCGCCCUCGCCGUCCUCGGCCUGGCCUCCACGGCCGCCGCCACCUACCACCCUUCGCAGCUCAACUCCCUGCGCGACCUAAACAACAAGAACGGCCUCGCCGCGCGCCAGGACGAUUCCGACUCCAGCAGCAGCGCCACGGGCGACGACGGCAUCUCAGACGCGUGCACCACCUCCGCCUACAUGGUCCUGGCCUCGAUCCCGACCCCCACGGGCGACCUAUCCGCGUACCUCUCCUCGUUCGUCGCCACGGCCGACCUGUCCGACGUCACGGACGCGGCCUCCGUGCUGUGCGAUGUCACGGCCGGCAUGCCGACCUCGCUGUCGUCCGCCUACAGCUCGUACGACAUGGCCGCCAGCAGCUGGUACAGCUCCAACAGCGCCGACAUCCAGAGCCUCAUCAGCUCGUGCGCCGGCGACAUGGGCGCUGAGCUGACCAUGGCCGUCUCCGCCGUCGAGUCCUACACCUCCAGCGGCUGCUCUGGCUCCGUCGCUGCCAUGACCUCGGGCCUUACCUCCUCAUCUACCGGCUCGUCGAAGACUUCGGGAUCUGGGUCGACUGGUGGUGCUACUGCCACCUCGUCGGGUGCUUCCACCUCUGUCGAGACUGGCGCUGCUUCCCGUCCUACUGGAUUGAUUGCUGGAGCUGUCGCUGCUGCUGGCUUUUUGGGUGCUGCAGUCAUGCUAUAA
Molecule: messenger RNA, 702 nt
Organism: Anthostomella pinea
Lineage: Eukaryota; Fungi; Ascomycota; Sordariomycetes; Xylariales; Xylariaceae
Source: the annotation of a GenBank genome assembly